Messenger RNA from Cutaneotrichosporon oleaginosum, 2755 nucleotides. RefSeq lists its product as uncharacterized. Gene Ontology annotation, cellular component: cytoplasm; mitotic spindle pole body; mitotic spindle. Gene Ontology annotation, molecular function: cysteine-type endopeptidase activity. The record is from RefSeq and is a predicted model, not a curated record. Lineage: Eukaryota; Fungi; Basidiomycota; Tremellomycetes; Trichosporonales; Trichosporonaceae. Gene Ontology annotation, biological process: meiotic chromosome separation; proteolysis.
CUCGAUGGCCGAGGAGGAUGCGACUUCCGCCGUCGCGCAUCUCGCCGUCGCGUACCGCCUGUGGAGCCGCGCCGCGGCUGGUAUUGCGCACAUUGCUGCUGAGGCGCAGGAGCCGGCUGGAGCGCCUGCAAUUGUGCCUGCGGAGGACGGGGCGGCCGAGGGGAAGGACAAGGAGAAGGACAAGAAACAGGCCUUCUGCUUCGUGGGCAAGCGGCUCGGCGGGUUGCAGUGGUACUUUGCAGAGGCACUGUUCGAGGCUACGUUCGACAUCGCGCUGGCCCUCGCGCAGCAGGGAUCCGUCAAGGAGUGCGAGUACUACCUCAACCAGGCGCGCGGCAUGGUGUCGUCGGUGCGCUCUUCGACACUUGAUGCCCGCACCGCCUCGCACACUGCCGAGUUCGAGACGCGCCGCCUCAACUUCGAGAAGACGGCGGAGCAGAUCGACCACGCGGUUUCGGUGCUUACCGUCGAUGGGCCUGAGGCAGUCGAGAUCCAGCGGAUCAAGGGCGAGCUGUUCUCGCGCCAAGCCGAGGGCUUGGCCGCCGACGAGCUGUUCGCCGGAGCGGUCGAGCAUCUCGUGGGCCUCGACAAAGAGUUCAUGUCUGCCGAGACCAAGAUGCCGUCCGCACGCAAAGACAGCAUCAUGCCAGCGGCCAGCUUGCGCGAGCCCCUCUUGCCGCUUUCCCUUGGCCACAUGCUGCGCCAGCGCGCGUGGCUCAUGCGCGAAGGCGGUAAUCUGGACGCGUACGACGCGAUCGUCGAGCAGCUGAACUGCGUGCCCCGCUCGUUGAGCGACACGCCCGACCAGCUGCUUCUGGAAGCGCGCGUGGCCAUGCACGACGCAUUCAAGUACUUCAAGACGGACUUGUUCAUGAGCUCGCUCACCGAGUCGACGAUCGCGCUUACGAUGGGCUCGCCGGGAAAGCGGGGCAAAGACCGGCUCUCGACGCGCCACGACGCGGUGCAGCAGCUUGAACGGGCGUCGGCUGCGUUCCGGAACACGCUCGCGACCAUCGCGGCGCGCGGCCGCGUAGAGGACGUGCGCCAGACAUGCGUGUCGCUCGCUCUGCUCGGCGCGUUCCAGACGUCAUUGGGACACGGCUCGCCCGCCACUACCGCCUCGGCGGCGAGCACACUCGCAUCCGUGUCGUCGAUCACGCUUCACCGCCAGCUACUCGCUGCCAUCGACAGCAAGUACCCCGACGCCGAGGCGGACGACAUGGACUGGCCUGUGCUCGACGCGGCCGUCCCCGAACCAGCGGACGCGCUGCAGGCGUACUGGGCCGACGUGCGGGCGCGACAUGCCGAUGUCAGCCUCGUUGGCGACUACGACCUCAGCGCCCUGCCGACCAACUGGGCCGUCGUGAGCAUCACCGUGACGGACGACCGUAAUACAAUGCUCGUCACGCGCCACCAGAACGGACACGAGGCGAUUGUAUUCUGCAUUCCGCUCGACCGGCAGGGGCGGCGCGACGGGGACGACGAGAGCGAGCUGUUCAGCUUUGAUGCCGGCAUCGCUGAGAUGCGCGCGAUAAUGGCCGCUGCCGACGCAAACCUCAAGAGCGGCAAGGGGUGCGAGUCGAAGGACGACCGCAAGGCCUGGUGGCGCGAGCGGCACGAGCUGGACACACGCCUCAGCGAGCUGCUAGCAACGAUCGAGUUCUGCUGGCUCGGCGCAUUCAAGACGGUGCUGAACCCGCGCCUCGAAUUUGACGCGGACGCGCUCGCGACGUUCAGGGCUCGCCUGGAUCGUAUUUUCCACGCAGCGAUAACGGCGGGCGGGUCGGACGCGCGCAAGGCCGCCCGUGUGCGCCUUAACGACACGCUGCUCGCGUGCUUCGCCACGCUCUCGUCCAAGUGCCGCGACGAAGAGGUCGAGGACCUCGUCUACUUCGUGCUGGACCUGUACCAGUUCCACGGGAUUGCCGUGGCGCUCGCCGAGCUCGACUUUGACCAGAUCGGCGUGGACGUCAAGGCCGCGCUGGCGGACCUCGAGCUCGCGACGGGCAUGCUCGAGCGCGGCGCGAGCGACGAGCACCUCCUCCUCGCGCUCGACAAGAACGUGCAAAGCAUCCCAUGGGAAAGCAUCCCGAUCCUCCGCGGCCGCGCCGUCAGCCGCAUCGCUUCGCUCCCCCUCCUCCUCGACCAGGUUGCGCUGGGCGCGACGCUCGGCGCCGACGCGGCGCACCGCACCCUCGACGCCCGCAACACGCACUACAUCGUCAACCCAGGCGGCGACUUGCCCGGCACGCAAGAGCGGUUCGGGGCGCGCCUGCGCGCCCUCGAAGCCGACGGGUGGGCCGGCAUCGCGGGCCGCCCGCCCACCGAGGCCGAGAUGGUGGACGCCCUCACCCACUCCGAGCUCGUCAUGUAUCUCGGCCACGGCGGCGGCGAGGCCUACCUCCGCAGCCACAAGGUGCGCGCGCUGCGCCGCUGCGCUGCCACUAUGCUUUGGGGCUGCAGCUCGGGCAUGCUGCGCGAACACGGCGACCUCGACCCCACGGGCACGCCGCACGACUACCUCCUCGCCGGGGCGCCGUGCCUCGUCGCCAACCUCUGGGACGUGACAGACAAGGACAUCGACCGCGUCACGGUGCACGUCAUGGACACGCUGGGGCUGCAGGCCGGCAAGAUUGGCAAGGGCGCUGCGUGCAGCAUCGUCCAGGCCGUCAGCCAGGGGCGCAGCGCGGCCCGCCUGCCCUACCUCACUGGUGCGGCCGUCGUCGUCUACGGCGUCCCCGUGUAUUUGGCAUAG